Pecten maximus is the source of this 1743-nucleotide messenger RNA. RefSeq names its product homeobox protein SIX6-like. The record is from RefSeq and is a predicted model, not a curated record. Gene Ontology annotation, biological process: regulation of transcription by RNA polymerase II. The transcript is spliced from 2 exons. Gene Ontology annotation, molecular function: RNA polymerase II cis-regulatory region sequence-specific DNA binding; DNA-binding transcription factor activity, RNA polymerase II-specific. The coding region runs from base 288 to 1067 and encodes 259 amino acids. NCBI's taxonomy places the organism in Eukaryota, Metazoa, Mollusca, Bivalvia, Pectinida, Pectinidae. Gene Ontology annotation, cellular component: transcription regulator complex; nucleus.
AAACGACACAUUCACCGAGUCCAGGCUCCUCCCAAACACUUACAUUGAUAUGUUUACUCAUCACUGACUAACCUUCAAUACGAGUCUUUGGAAGGAAUCCUGACAGUGUAUCUGCCUGGUGUACAAAGAUAGGGGUAUCAAAGCCAAACAUCUCAUAAUAGGAAUACCCUUCAAACGACUAGAGCAGUUCUGCUUUUAAGCAGUUAAAGGACUUUAUAUAUAAAAUGUUUUUUAAAUAUUCUUAAAAGACAAUUUACUAAAGCGGUUAUUUAGAAUUGACACUCACGAUGUUUGCGUUACCGACUUUGCAUUUUACGCCGCAGCAAGUUGCACAAGUUUGUGAGACUUUGGAAGAAAGUGGUGACAUUGAGAGACUUGGAAGGUUUCUGUGGUCAUUGCCAGUGAAUCCGUCUGCAUGUGAUGCUUUAAACAAACAUGAAUCUGUGUUAAGAGCACGAUCUCUUGUAUCUUUCCAUACGGGGAACUUUAGAGACCUUUAUCAUAUUUUGGAAAAUCAUAAAUUCACAAAAGAAUCUCAUGCUAAACUGCAAGCUAUGUGGCUGGAGGCACACUACCAAGAGGCAGAAAAACUUAGAGGCAGGCCUCUUGGUCCAGUCGACAAAUACAGAGUCCGCAAGAAGUUUCCUUUGCCGAGGACAAUUUGGGACGGGGAACAGAAGACACAUUGUUUUAAGGAAAGGACGAGAAAUCUUCUUAGAGAAUGGUACCUGCAGGACCCGUACCCGAAUCCCACAAAGAAGAGAGAAUUGGCACAAGCCACAGGGUUAACACCAACACAAGUUGGAAAUUGGUUCAAAAACAGACGACAAAGAGACCGAGCAGCAGCUACAAAAAACAGACUCCAACAGCGUCAAAUGUCUGGGGAUAAGCUGAGUCGUUUAGAUUCGUCAUCGCCGACGCCAGGUUCGCUCGCUUCAUUCGACGAAGAUGACAAAAUAGACAUUGAUGAUGAUGACGACGACGAUUUGGAUUUAGAUGAUUCUAGAAGUAGCAAUAGUUCACCUUUAUUAUCCCAUGGACAUCCGGAAAUGCCGUCUCCAACAUAAACAAAUUAAGUCAUAAAUGUUUCUGUUGCACGUGACAUGAUGAAAACGUACUUGUAUGACGUCAUGAAUAUUCAAUGCCGGAAGCGGAAGUUCUUGCCAUGUAUCCGUGCUUACUGUCUGUCGUUUGUCCGCUUCCUCACGUAUGUGUAUAUAUACUUAUUUAUCCGGACAUACAGACACUGGAAUGGUGAAAAAGAGGUUGAGGUUUUUGACUUGUUUACAAAAAGACAAAAGUUUUGUAAAUGAUUUAUUUAUGCCUGUUUUGUUGUAUAUAUACCUGUAAGUCAUAUGUUGAAUAAUGGAAAUGGCAGAGUGACAAAGACAAAGGAGUUGAAUUAAUAUAUGAUGAAUUAAAACAACAAAUCUAAUAUAGGUAAAGAUAAUUGAACGCAAUAGAACAAUUUAUUAGUUGUAUUUACUCGACUGACGAUCUUAAAUUAAUUCCUUUCGUAAAGGAACGAGUGUCAGUAUGUCAUGAAAAUUAUGUUAGCAUUUUUAUUGAAUAAGUGCUUAUUAUAAUUUACCUUUAAUAUGUGUGUAUGUACAAUACAUAUGUGUGUUAUGUGAUUAUAGAAUUAUGUGGUUCACAGUUACAUAGUUGUAUGCAUGGAGAAUUUGAAAUGUUAUGUCCCCGUUAUUUUAAUUGAGAAUAAAAUGAAAACAAAUUUAAACAACA